GCCCGCUAAUGGAGAUGAAACCAAUCGGUAUUUAAAAGGUCUUUUUUAGUUAAGGCAGUUAGUUAGCCUGCAAGCGACUUGCUGGGCUGCAGACCUUUUGUUUGUUUGCAUCAUUUAUUUCUCUCUUUGUUUUCCGACAAAACUGCUCACUGAGACUUCGAAGUGACGGACUCAUCAUCCUGGUGGAGGUCGUUGGCGUCUCAGGAUGACCCCCCGCGAGCAGCUGAGGAAGAUGACGGCGCUGGGCGAGCAGGGAGCGCUGGACGAGAAGCACUGGUACCGGCUGGUGAACAGCAUGUCAGCAAGCGCAGAGCUGAGGCAGAGGCAGGAGAUGAUCAUGAGGAACCAGAUGGCCAUGGCGCCGCAGAUCCUCGCCCAGGGCCAGCAGAGGUUACAGGGGGUUCCGGCUCAGUUUGAACCGCGAUUCAUGGAAAGGGAGUUGGUCCCGCCUGCUGAGAUAGUGGCCCCUGAUGCCAGGCAGAUGCACAUGGGACCUCACAUGGGCCCCCCUCAUGCUGCCAUGCUCCCAGGAAGAACCUUCUCAGGAGCAGCCGGCUAUGGCUUUCUGCCCUCGGAGCCCAUGGAGACGGUUGCCCGGCGACAGGAGCUCAUUCACAAGCAAAACAUGGCCAGAAUGGAGAUGAACGCCAUCCUGCACCAGAAAGAGCUGGAGAACGCCCACCAGAAGGGUUUGAUGGGCAUGGAGACGCCCAUGUCCUACCCGUCCAACCCGAUGGCCUUCAGAGCACGCCAGCGCAUGCCCGAGGGCCACGACGUCUUCGUCCACCGCCCCACCCUGGAUGACCUCCACUCCGGCAGCAUCCUGAUGGCGGCCAGCCCGUACCCGCCCAUCGGCACGCUGCACCGGGAGCGGGGGCGCCGGGUGGGCAGGAGGCCCGCGGCUCACAAAAGCGCCGACAACACCGCCGUUGGCAACACCAAGGGCCCCGCUGAGGACAAGAGUGUGGAGCAGAGCCCGGGGGCCGCGUCCGGCGGGGAGGACAAGGAGGUGGAGGUCAAAGGGGACGCCGGAGACGAGGGCGCCACCAGCAAGGUGCAUCAUCAUCAUCAUCAUCAUCAUCAGGCUAAAGUAGACUCUGACAUGGCUGAAGGCAGCAGGAAAAGCUACAAAGAAGGGGAGGCGGGGCUUCCUAAGACCUGCGUCGGCGCCACAGACCGAUGCCAGGAUGUGAGCGCCAGUGGAGGCAGCGACAAGGACAGCGGAACAUUCCAGGACAAGUUCAUGUACCCGUCGGCUGGCAUGCCUUACAUGUUUCCUGUCCUGCCACCACCCGGUCCGCCGGGUCUCUUUCUAAACGGCAACGUGGCGUCGGAGGACAUCAGGAAGUGGAGCGUUAACGACGUGUACAACUACAUCAACAGCAUCCCCACGUGCUCCGAAUACGCUCAGACGUUUAAGGAUCACAUGAUCGACGGCGAGACGCUGCCCCUCCUGUCGGAGGAACACCUGCUGGACACGCUGGGCCUCAAGCUGGGGCCCGCCCUCAAGAUACGCUCACAGGUGUCCCGGCGCAUGGGCGGCAUGCUGUACAUGAUCAACCUCCCGCUCCCCGCCGCCCCCCUGCAGACGGCCCCCGACAAGCCCGGCGACCACUCGUCCGAGAUGGGCUCCCCCGUCAACUGCAACAGCGAGGAGAUGAUGGCGAGUCCUUCAGGGGACGUCCUAAAAGCGAGCGAGCACCUUCACGAGACGGACAACAAUUCCCCUCUCUCUGCCAGCAUGGAGGCUGUGGCGCCUGGCGCCCAAUGAACAAUGUACAAACCCUGUUUCCAUAUGAGUUGGGAAAUGGUGUUAGAUGUAAAU
Molecule: messenger RNA, 1825 nt
Organism: Entelurus aequoreus (snake pipefish)
Lineage: Eukaryota; Metazoa; Chordata; Actinopteri; Syngnathiformes; Syngnathidae
Gene: samd7
Product: sterile alpha motif domain containing 7
Exons: 9
Coding region: 206-1771 (521 amino acids)
Molecular function (GO): protein binding
Source: RefSeq, a predicted model, not a curated record